This is a messenger RNA of Didymodactylos carnosus, 735 nucleotides long. The record is from the annotation of a GenBank genome assembly. Lineage: Eukaryota; Metazoa; Rotifera; Eurotatoria; Philodinida; Philodinidae.
AUGACAAUUAUCCAAUUUCCAAACAUUAAAAAGGCAGAUUAUACACCAGUAUCGACUUCGUUAUCAAAGACCACGGGUAGCAGUAGUAGUAAAAGUGGUCGUUCGAUAUUUGUAAUAGCUCGCCAACGAACAUUUCUGAUCGCUGCUCUCGGCGGUUUUGUUUCAUGGUCAGCGAUGGCCAUUCAAAUGUCGGCUACACCACUGGCAAUGACAGGUGCCGGACACAGUUUUGCGCAGGCGACAACGGCUGUUGAAUACCAUCUAUUAGGCAUGUUUGUACCAUCAUUUUUUACUGGGACCCUGUGUAAUUGGUUUGGAAGCCGACUGGUAAUGCUAAUUGGGCUUCUGACACAAUUAACGGGAACACUACUGUUUCAACGCGGGUUUAAAACUAGUCAUUUUAAUUUGGGUCUGAUUAUUGUCGGCGUCGGAUGGAAUUUGGGUUACGUGGGAGCGUCAGCACUGUUAACACAAUCACACCGAGAAGAAGAAAAAACAAAAACACAUUCAUUGUAUGAAGCAAUUGUUAUGUCUAGUAUAUCCCUAUCGUUUUUUUCAUCAGCAUUUGCAGAACAAUAUUUCGGCUGGAUGGUUUUAACCGGAAGAUUGAUAAGCAUUUAUCUGGGUACAUCCGUGCUAAUAUUGGGCGUAGAUACUGCAUUCGUAUUUUAUAAAACGAAAAAUUUGCGAACAGAAAUAACCAUUGAUAACAUAGAACUGGAAAUUCCAGCAUAA